Molecule: messenger RNA, 1284 nt
Organism: Lactuca virosa
Lineage: Eukaryota; Viridiplantae; Streptophyta; Magnoliopsida; Asterales; Asteraceae
Source: the annotation of a GenBank genome assembly
UCUCGAUGCGACUUCGCCAGCAGCAGCAGAACAGCGAUUGUGGUGAGUAUUUUGUGUAUCUUGUCUCCGAUCUAGGGUUUUCAGGUUCUGCUUCCUUUAUUGCUUCAUAUUCUGAUUUGAUUAAUUUUUGCUGGUAGUGAAGAUUAAAUUACGUUUAGGUGAAAACCAAGUUUUCUGUAAAAUUGCCCAAUGAACUAGUACUACACAUAGGAUUUUGCAAGGAGACGUGAGUUUUCUUCAUCCCAUUUACACUACCAACGAAAAUGGCAACCCAAAUGAGCAAAAAGCGAAAGUUUGUAGCUGAUGGCGUGUUCUUCGCUGAACUGAAUGAGGUCCUAACAAGGGAACUUGCAGAGGAUGGUUACUCUGGUGUUGAGGUUAGGGUUACCCCUAUGCGCACAGAGAUCAUCAUCAGAGCCACUCGCACUCAAAACGUUCUUGGCGAGAAAGGAAGAAGAAUAAGGGAGUUGACCUCACUUGUUCAAAAGCGAUUCAAGUUCCCAGAAAACAGUGUGGAGCUUUAUGCUGAAAGAGUUAACAACAGAGGGCUUUGUGCCAUUGCCCAGGCUGAAUCUUUGCGUUACAAGCUUCUUGGAGGACUUGCUGUCCGCAGAGCUUGCUAUGGUGUUCUGAGAUUUGUGAUGGAAAAUGGGGCAAAGGGUUGUGAGGUGAUUGUGAGUGGGAAACUUAGGGCUCAGCGUGCUAAAUCAAUGAAGUUCAAAGAUGGAUACAUGGUGUCAUCUGGUCAACCUGUGAAGGAGUACAUUGACUCUGCUGUAAGACACGUGCUUCUAAGACAGGGUGUUCUUGGUAUCAAAGUGAAGAUCAUGCUUGACUGGGAUCCUACUGGAAAGCUUGGGCCAAAGACACCUUUACCUGAUAAUGUUAUAAUUCACAUGCCUAAGGAUGAUGUUGUUGUCCAUCCACCAAAAGAGGUGGAGGAAUACAGGCCACCACUUGUGAUUGCUGAUGAGCCCAUUCCAAUGUCUGUUCCCGUUGGUGUUUAAAGCAGCAUGAGAUGAUUAGAGAGAGUUGUAUGUUUGAGCAGAUACAGACGGUAUCUGAAACUUUUGCUAAGAUAUUUUUUCUUUCUAGUUUUCAUAUGUUUUGAGGUUGAUGGAAUUCUCAUAUCUAUUCAAAUUUUGUACUCUUCUUCAAAUGACCUUUUUACUUUCUAGUGUAUUGUGAUUAACUGAUUACUAAUGCAUAUAUGGCCAUAUGGGUGAACAAAAGACCUAGGCAUGACCUAUAAUGGGCUAAAUCAAUCAGCGCCAUUGUAUCAGC